UUGAGAAACAUGUCCGUUCAGUGAGAAUGACAGCAACGGCACUCCACUGAAUGUGUCACGAAGGUGUCAGCUGAGGUGCAUGCAGCAGAGGGGUGUUCUGUACUGUAUGAGGGAGGAGAUCAAGCAGAAAGAAAUGCAUUUCAACAGCACAACUCCCCACAUUUCACCUCCAAACCACAAACCUGGAUUUCCUGGUUACUAUGCACUGAUUCCCUUUGUACUACUCAUAGUGAUUGGAUGUGUGCUGGCAAUGGUUGUUUAUAUCAGGAGGAGGUCCAGACUAGAUGAGCUGCGCCAUAGGAUGAUUCCUCUGUACAGCUACGACGCCGCAGAGGAACAAGAAGAGUGGAAGGACGCUGGCAGGGAAGAGGAGGAGCUGACUAAACCUUUGUAUAAGGAGGGAAAGCUCUCCUUUUCAUCUGUCUAUGGAACAUGAACAGAAAAUCAAGAAAGAAAAAAUAAUGUGGCCAAUUACAGGAAGAUUUCUCCAUUUCUUUUUUGUGUUGCAGAUGCUUUACGAAUAUAGACUGGACUCUUAUUAAUAAAAAUAUCAUUCAACAGCUACUAGCGCCACAUGAAAUGAUUUAAUUUCUUCCCACAUGACAUGUUCUAUGCAGAGCAGCAGACAGAUGACACUGUAGGCUAAUCCUCUCUUUUGCCUUAGUUGAGAUUUUGUUUAAGACUUUACCAAUUGUUUUGAAGGAUACUGCAAGAUUGUUAUUUUUGAGCAAUUACCUGGAAGCUAAAAUCCAACUUAAAACCCUUUUUGUUUUGCGUGUGUAUUUCUAAAAUGAUUUUUUUGCAUUAGGCUCAAAAAGGCUUGAAAGACACACCUGUUUCAGCUUGGUAAUCAGAGGGUUUACUGGGUUGGUGUUUGGAGGUUCCUCAGGUUGACACAUCUUCACACCGUCUGGGGAUUUAACAGACAGGAAGAUGGCAUCACAAAAAAAAAGCAGUCUGGAGGCCCAUCUGUUGGGACCACGCUGGCUCCUGACCUCCAUCCUGUUGGCCACAGCGCUGGUCCUCCCUACUCUGAGUCUGGAUAGCCUGCUGUGUUACUUCUGUCCUCUGCAGCAGAAAGGCAAGUCCUGCCCCAAAAUCACCAGCCAGUGUCUGCCUGAUCAGCGCUGUUCCAGCUCCAAAGGCCACUACGGCUCCCUCCACAUCCUGUCGGCUCAGGGCUGCGUGGACACUGAACUCUGUGGCUCCCAUGAAAUCACCUCUUAUCGGGGGGUCAAGUACAACGUCAGCCACGCCUGCUGCUGCAAAGACGAAUGUAACGGCCAGCCAAAGUCUGACACCACACUGAAGAUGGUACUGGGGAUGAUCACAGCCAAAAUGGAUUACAUUAAUGUCACUAAUGUUCUUAGAGAGGAUCCCUGGGAUUCAUGUGCAAAUUACACAUUGUCAAAGAGCUCCACAUUACCUGCCAUUGCAUUUUAGAAGUGCUUAUAGAAGGCUUGGGUGAGGCCUGUUAGCCAUAGGCACUAACCUGAGCCUCCAACACGCAUUUGAUCGAAUGUUUGUGAUUAUUAGUAUUUUUGCUAAAUUAAUGUGUAAAUGAGAAGAACAAGUGUGAUUACAUUUUAGCUCUAGAGAGAAAAAGGUGGACUUCUCAGCCAUCCUCCUGGUAUAUAGAGUAAAUGCUGACAAUUUAUUUAUGUGGUUAUUGAUGAAUGCAGCAAAAUAAAAGCACCAUAAUUAAGUCUC
Molecule: messenger RNA, 1710 nt
Organism: Perca flavescens (yellow perch)
Lineage: Eukaryota; Metazoa; Chordata; Actinopteri; Perciformes; Percidae
Product: small integral membrane protein 29
Exons: 5
Coding region: 80-436 (118 amino acids)
Biological process (GO): sperm-egg recognition
Cellular component (GO): membrane
Source: RefSeq, a predicted model, not a curated record